AUGACCCUCCCCAAGCACUUUCCAGGCCCCCAAUCUCCCAAAUCUAAACCCGAGGGACCGAUACGAACCGACUCUCACCGUAUGACGGUGGAUCACAACUCUACACAGCCAACGGUUCUCAACAUCGCGUUCCGCUCGGCAAGUCAUGGCCAAAACUUGGCUGCCAGCAAACCCACUGGCGUGUGA
Penicillium waksmanii is the source of this 186-nucleotide messenger RNA. RefSeq lists its product as uncharacterized. The coding region runs from base 1 to 186 and encodes 61 amino acids. The record is from RefSeq and is a predicted model, not a curated record. Lineage: Eukaryota; Fungi; Ascomycota; Eurotiomycetes; Eurotiales; Aspergillaceae. The transcript has a single exon.